Grus americana (Whooping crane) is the source of this 10236-nucleotide messenger RNA. RefSeq names its product protein prenyltransferase alpha subunit repeat containing 1 (gene PTAR1). Gene Ontology annotation, molecular function: protein prenyltransferase activity. Gene Ontology annotation, cellular component: cytoplasm. The record is from RefSeq and is a predicted model, not a curated record. The transcript has 7 exons. Gene Ontology annotation, biological process: protein prenylation. Lineage: Eukaryota; Metazoa; Chordata; Aves; Gruiformes; Gruidae. Bases 39 to 1343 code for a protein of 434 amino acids.
CCCGCCCGGCGCGGCAGGGCCGGCUGCGGAGGCGGAAGAUGGCCGAGUCGCCGGAGGAGGUGGCGGUGCUGGUGCAGCGGGUGGUAAAGGACAUCCGCAACGCCUUCCAGCGGAACCCCCACAUAGAUGAAAUUGGAUUAAUACCCUGCCCUGAAGCCAGAUAUAACCGGAGCCCUAUCAUCCUGGUGGAAAACAAGCUUGGUGUUGAGAGUUGGUGUGUCAAGUUUCUUUUGCCAUAUGUCCACAAUAAACUUCUCCUCUACAGACAAAGAAAACAAUGGCUGAACAAAGAUGAGCUGAUAGAUAUCACGUGUACCCUGCUGCUGCUGAAUCCUGACUUCACUACUGCUUGGAACGUGAGGAAAGAAUUAAUACUGUCUGGCACUUUAAAUCCACUUAAAGAUUUGCAUCUUGGAAAACUGGCGUUAACCAAGUUUCCAAAGAGUCCAGAAACAUGGAUUCAUAGACGAUGGGUGCUGCAACAACUAAUUCAGGAAAACUCCUUGCCCAGUCCUGUGACUAAAGGAAACUUGGGAGCAGCACCUGUGGAGAGAAUUCACCGACUAGUGCAGGAGGAAAUGAAUGUCUGCUCUGAAGCUGCUGGGAGAUAUCCAAGCAACUACAAUGCCUGGUCCCAUCGCAUCUGGGUUUUACAGCAUUUGGGAAACCUGACUGUCAAGAUUCUCCUUGAUGAACUUUCAUCCACUAAAUAUUGGGUGUCCAUGCAUGUUUCUGACCAUAGUGGAUUUCACUACCGCCAGUUUUUACUCAAGUCCUUGAUAGGCAGAACUGUGACUGACAAUAAUGUACUGGUACUAAAUCAAAUGGUAAAUGAGCAAAACCCUAGCCUUGAAAAGGAGGAGAGUGCAGGGGCAGAAGCCGCCUUUGUGGAGGAGCAGAGUGUGGAUCUCCCCCGCUGUUUAGAGGAAGAGCUGGAGCUCUGCACUGAACUGAUUGAUAAUUACCCUGGGCAUGAAACGCUGUGGUGUCAUAGAAGGCGUGUGUUCUACCUUCAGCACCACCUAAGCAACAAACUUCCUCUUCUGAGUGCGGUGCUACCAUCUGUGAACAACCGUGAUGAAACUCUGAAUAAUUCCCACCACAGUCCUGCAACAAGUCACAUGGUACAACCUAUGGAUGUCGAUGGUUCAAAUGAAUCCAGCAGCAAACAAGGUUAUACCCAAGUAACAAAACGCCUGAAGCGUGCUCCUCUGCAGGACUCUCUUGGUCCAGAGAUGGAAUACAGGUUCAUUGAUAAAGUAUUAACAACCUGUAGGGAUGUGGACCAAGCCAGGUUUGCUACUGCUUAUAGGAAAUGGUUAGUUACUUUUUUAGGUCAGUGAAAGAAGAGUUUAAAACCUUCAGGGGUUCUUCUUGUAGUGCAAUACUCUCUUUUCAGACACAAGUGCAUGUCUUGGUUGCAAGUGUUAGCUAACCAUGUGUUUCUCACUCUUAAUGGUCAGUCCUAAAGUUCAUAUUCAGAGUAGAAGUCUGUCAUUUUAUUUAUUAAAGAACUGGCAUACCUUUUUAGUAAGCAAAUGCAGUUUGUUCUUUAAUCUUUUUAAGAAAUCACUCUGUGUCAGCUUCCUACUAUGCCAUUUUCUUAUUUUUAUAAACUGCUGCAUUAAGGUGGACUCUGAAUCAUUUGGCUUAAAAAAAAAAAGUCUGAAAUGCUUUCGAAGGAGAGUGGAAAAAGAAUAGGAGGAUCUGUUAGUAUCAGCUAAACCUGUUUCCAGGUUAUUCCUCUUUACUAUAGUGGCAUCUUCCUAAUACCUUAUUGGUUUCAGACAAUAUUUGGUGAGUGCUAUUACUUUUGUAUUAGCCACUUGUGUUAGGACACCAGACUGCAGUGUUUCUUUCUCAAGACUCCAGUCACAUGGAGCCAUGCCUUUUACUAUUGUAACUGGGGUUUUGUUUGCUGAUUAGUUGUCACAUGAGUUUGAUAGGGAAGUCUAUGAAGUCAAAAAUCCUGAAAAGCAGAUACAGGAAAAUGUGACAGAAAAUAGUUCAAACACACAUUCACAGUCACAGUCAGAGCUAUAUUUGGAAAUACUUUUCUUAGAACAGACUACCUUCAUUUCCUACUUGGUAUUUAUUUAUUUAUUUUAUCUCAACAAUCCAAAAUUAAUGACACUUGAUACACAUUUCUGAAUGUAUUAUGUACACUACAGAAUCUCAGCCUGCUAAAUCACACAUUGGUAACUUGUACUUAACCAAGACCAUGCAAGUCCAAUAGAUGAUGGAGUAAUAAGUAUUUCUUCUGACUGGUCAUUGAGACUAUACAAUUUAAAAAAAAAAAAAGGCGGGAGCUAUCUCUUCACUUUUGCUCUUUUGCAGAGCUUCAAUCUUUGGUGGUUGGUUUGGUUUUUUUUCCUUUUGACUCUUCUUUAAGAGCACUUCUCCAGCCGUACUUCUCUGUUUACAUAACUGUAAAUUUUAAGGGAAUUUGAAACACAUUUCUAUUCCAUUGAAAUCAGACGUGAAUGGUUUAUUUUGUCAUUUCCUUAGAACUUGUCUAUAUAAGGGAUUUUUUACACUAAUGGAAUUGUGCUGGUCCAAAGACCCAGGGGAAAAAUAUUGUACAACUGUAGAAGAAGUUUGUACAAUGGCAACGUCGCCUCUGUUCGAAACAGACUAUUCACUAAGGGGAUUAGAUUUUCAAGCUAGAGUCUUCGCCAAAAUUGCUGUAUAUUUCUCCUGCCCAAAGUGCCUCCUGACUGUGAUAAGUUUCAAGCUGCUAUUUUGUUGGGCAGAGAGCAACAAUGAGGGAGGAAAAAACCCAAACAGGUAGCCUGCUCAAAAGGUAACAUUUGGAAAGAAAAAAGGCACUUGAAACAUGUGGAAUUCCAACAGUUCUAAAUAAUUUGAUGUAUGGGGGUUACUUUUGCAUUUCAAAAUGAAAAUAGAUCACCUCUGGUCUUAGUAUGUUCAUAACUCAUUUCAGGCACAGAGUAGCUAACAGACAUUUCUAAAUGUAUACUCUUCUGUUCACAGUAGUGAGAUAAGACUGACCUAGGCUUGAGCAUCUCCAUGGCAAAGCUUUGCUUCAGUGGGCAUCCACACCUGCCUUUCUAUUGCUAGAGACAUAUUAUGUGGCCAUUUGUUUUGAGGUGCUUUGGGAUGCUGUCUUUGGCGGUUUUAGUUGCAGAAGAACAUGAUUGAUGUGUGAAGGAAGUGUGGGAAUGGCUCUAAGCAUAAUUUUGUCAAAAGAUGUUAUCUCUCUGACCACUGAGAAAUGGGUAGGUUCAGGUACUAACUGGAGUCUGAGCUUAAGAACUUUUACCCAUCCCAGAGGAGCUGAUGUUUUUUGAGUAUGAAAGAUGCAUUAAAGCAUGGUGUAGUAGCCUGGGUCAGCUUGAUUAACAAUAUCCCAUUAAUGACUAGAAUGAACCUGGAAAGUGUGAAGUCAGCCGGCAAUCUAUUAAGGAUCACAUUCUUGGUCCCAGAUUAGUUAGUUAAUAACAUAGUUGUGUGUUCUGUUUCUGUGUGGCAAAAAGUACUUGUUCAUGGGAAGAAUAUUAGUAGCAGGAGCAGACUGGGAAGUGGGAGUGUGAUAAGAAAUAUUUCUUGAACUGUGGAAAGGAAGAGAUGUUCUCUUCUUGCACUGGAACGAUUGGAGUUUUUAGAAGAAAAUAUUUUUAUUAGAAUCUGACUUGAAACCUAUUACAUAUUUCUUCCAGACUAUAAUCUGGAGUCUUAGUUGGCUUUCUUAGAGCUCUGUUGUGGAAGUACUGUGCUAUUGAAUUUGACAAUCUUUCAAUCAUAAGCACUUAAGAUCAAACAGCUGCCCUCAUAUUACAUAUGUGCAGUUCCUAUUCAUGUCAGCAUGAGUUACGUGUGCUUGUAAGAAGACAAGAUUUGGUCCUAUGUAACUGAACAGAGUUGCAUUGUAUUUUCAUACUUGGAAAACAUUGAGAGCUCUGAUUAGAGAUGGUGCUGAUAUUUUUACUUGUACAAAACACUGAUGGCUCUAGUAUGACUCUUUAAGUGUAGGUUUUUGAAGCCUACACCCGAUAGAAAUACUUCCCCCCACACCUUUUUUUUUUAAUCCACUGAGAAUAGUUACAUUUAGAAAUGUUUGCAGACCAGACUCUGCCACAGAGAAAACUGAACAAUAAAAGUGAAACAAGUUGUAUCUUCUUCUUUGAAAGAAAUGGCAACAAUAAGCUGUCAAAAUCAAGCUUUAAUUUUUUCAUGGUAACAAUAUAAAUUAUAUGAAAGAAGGAAAUACAUGACUAAGUUACUUCAACCCAUCAAUGUCCUGAAGCCUCUUACAUUAAAUAAUUGAAGAGAUACUUCCAACAAAUUACAUUAAGCUCACAAAUGUGUGAUGUUCUGUAACUAUGAUCUUUGGAACAUACCUGUCUAACCAUUUGAUAUUACUGCAGAGUCCUAUUUGGGCACUGUUUGAAAAAGAAGAGAGGCUUCAGGGCCUUGGUAGUUAACCAAGGUAUAAAGGUUACUGAGUACAACUACUUUAAGUAAUGUAUUUUAGUCAUUUUGUGUUUCAGAGGUCAGAGAAUUGUAAUGUAGUCAAUGAACAUUCUUGUGGAGAAAAUGUCCAACAGAAGCUGCAGAAUAAAAGGCUCUCACUCUCUGAAGUUCCUUCAAAUACAAAAUCAAACUUUGUACUUCUGUAAAGUCUUCAUAUAAAGUUCAGCAUCUUUACUGAUUUUUAUCUUCUGCUGUAGUAUGUGUCAUUUGAAUUGAUGCAAAUUCUUUUUGUUCACUUGAUUAGUCUUUGUAGAAAUUUCUUUGUGCUAGAAACAAAAGGUUUUGAGGAGCAAAUGUAAUUUGAAACUACAGAAAUUAGAAUAGAAGGAAUCACAUUCUUAAGGGGUUGAAUUCUCUGCUGCUAAAUACAUUAACUGUUUUUUCAUUGACAUUCAGUUUAUCUUGUGUGUUACUGUCACUGGAGCAACACAUGCAGCAUUAAAGAUAGCUACAAUAACAAACUUGUAUAAAGUUAUUAUUGGAAUGCUUUGCUAUAGCUGCUCUGAUUAAUACUUGUUAAUCUACUCAUGCCUGCAUAUUAGUGUUUUGUUGACUUCUUACAUAUUCUUUAUACAAUCAAUUUUUGUGUCAUUUAAAUAGGGGGAAAAUAAAUUGUCAGUUUAUACAGUUUGAUUAAUUACCUUAUAUAGAACUUUGUUUUAAGACAAAUAUGCAAAGUAGUAAUACAGUGAGAAAGCUUAGAUUCUGUCUUAUAAUCAAAAUUUCUGGCAUUUCCAGUUUUGUGUUAGCGCUGCUUAAUUAGAAUGUGUAGCUAGUCUUUAUGCACAGGAGUGAGAUUGUUCCUAAGUAGAUAAUUAACAAAUUUUUAAAGCAGUACUGUAUAAUGUGGAUGAGCAGAAAUGAAGGGUUUUUGAAAGGCUUGCUGCAUAGCCAGACUCAACUAGCGUACUUUUUCAGAAUAACAUAUAAUAGAAUGAACAAAAUGUGACUACCAGGAGAAUAAUUUAAGUGGCAAGUCUUCAGAGAUUUGAUGAUUAAAUUUUUGGCCAAGGUUGUUAGCUUACUUUUGUUUUGCCUUCUGUGAGGGAAGAAUGUUCCUUAGGUUUUUGGGGUUUUUGGGGGUUUUUUUUUGUAAUUUAGUAGUAAGUGAGCUGUUGCACUUAUAGCCGGGGGUGGGGGGGGACACGACACAUGGACCCUCACAAUUCCCGAGUUGUAUCUUCUAGAGCAAUUUUGGAAGAAGAAGCAGUGAAGUGAAAUGUAGAUGUGACUUUUAAAUUGCAUGUUUGUCCUGUACUCAUUUGGUGACAAGAGGUCUUUACAGUUAGAUCUUACUGUUUUAUUAAUGUCAGAUAUAAAGGAAAGACAGUAACUCACCUAUUCUGAAAUGCACUUAACAUUGAAAUCAGUUUCAAAGGAAGUUCAGGGUCCCUGUCUAAGAUUAUUUUCCCUUCCUCCCCCCCGCCCAUGUGCUCAGAGGUGUGUUUCCUUCCCAACCUCUUCUCUGUUCUUCCAGCCAGCAAAGAAGAAUGUAGCAAAGCAUUGGUGAGGUGGCCUCAUUUUGUGUUUAAAUAACUCUGACUACCUCCCCAAAGUGCUCUGAUUGAUGUCCUUAAGUGGAGUUCAUCAGGAUCAUUUUUUUUGGAACCUCAUGCUAGGCCUGCAUCCUCUUUCAGAGGUGAAAAGCAAGAGCUUUAUCUAUGAAGCCAUCAGUUUCCCCAGGAGAGUUUAAAGGAGAAAAGGAAAAAAAAAAAAGUAAAAAUCAUCUUGUAGUUUGUAGUUAAAGUUGGGAAAACUACAAUUAGUGUAAACUUUCAUGAGUCUUCCUCUGAAGAAGCAAUGUAUUGCUGAAAAAUGGAGGAAAUAUGUGCUUCCAAGAAAUUCCUUGUAGAGAGUUUAUGCUUUUGAAUUAUAGACCUGACACUUUCUAGUGGCUUUUACUCAGCGAGUAGUGUAACUUCUCAGGGCAUAGUCUAUUGUAGUGAAUUAGGGUACAUUUUUACAGUUUAUAAUUACUGAUUUUAAAAAAAAAAAAAGCUAAACGUGUAAUAACUGGCUUUUAAAUUUUUUUUGUCUAGCAUAGUGUUUUAUAUCUACCCACAAGCUAAUACUGUACCUAAUGAUUCACACUAGACCUUACCAUCUCAUCUGCAUCAUAUUGUUAUUCUAUGUCUUAAAUUGCUGUUGCAGUCUUGUAGGAAGCUCCUGACAGUUGCUGGGUUUCUUCUCUGAGUUCCCUAGUACUAUUCAGUAAGAUAUUAAGUAUCUCACAAAGACAUAUGCUGUAAUGAUGGGGAAGCUUUUUACAGUAGCUGUGUUGAUGCACUAUGUAUCUUAGAUCUAUUUUUUUAAAAAACUUUUGUUAGGAGUCUGAUUACUUGCAAAAGCUUUUAGUUGUAGAUAGCUGGCAGACACUUACGUACAAUGCAACUAUUCUGAAAAGCAGAACUCUGAACUGAAGACUAGUUUAUUAAGCGUCUUUAUCUGCACCAUCUGGAACCUGCUGUUAAUCCUACUGUAUAGAUGGAGGUGGGGAGAAACCACGUGGGGGGGGUGCAUAUUUUCUUCAUGGGACAGUUUCUGAACAGAAUAUAAUUAUGGUGAAACAAAGAACUUUUCUUGGAUGAGGAAUUCCUGUAAAUUCGUUGUGAAUAAAAUUAUUAAAUUGGUACAUCAUUAAUACAGUAAGAUUUCCUGAAUGGCUGCAUAGAAUGAGUAGCUAAUUAUUUUUUUUUAAUAGAGUAUUGCCUGUUAUUGAAAAAUCACGUAAAUGAUACAAGGUACCAGAACUUGUUUUUACAAGACAAAAUACAUUUAUACCUACUGUGUUCAUUCCUUUUUGUUCCAGUUUUUGUGUUUUGAAGUGGCUACAUUUAAAACUGGAUAGUCAUCUUGUAAAGUGGGCUUGGGAAUAUCAUCUUUAAGGUUAUGUAAUAGAAAUAGUAGAUGUCUUAAAUGGUUUUAAGUAGCAUUAAGAGCCACGGUAGUGACAGCACUACAGUGUUUAAGUGAGCCAUUAAACACUGAUUUUUGUAACACCGAGGUACAUGGAAAAAUAUUUAAUUCUCAUAGCUUUCAUAUUAGGCAGAAAUACAGUUGGUUUUAAACAUAGUAUUUUGCAAUAUUUUUUUCUAUGAAAAAUUCUCAGACACAUAGUUGUGACCAUUGUAAAUUUAUGUAGACUUCCAAUGCAGAUAAAUGUUAAGUUUUGUAGCAGAAAGAAUAAAAUGAUGACAGGACAGUAAGACACUGGAAAGUAGUCUGAUAAAUGACCAAUGUUCUACAGGACAGUGAAUGUAAAGCAUUGUUUGUUUUUCACUGGUCUUACUUUGUCACAGGAUUAAUUCCUUUCAGAGGGGGAUUGUUUUUUCUUUUUUUAUCAAUGUGAAUAAAUUAUCUAUAUUUAUUCUCCCACAAUAAGUGUGCAUGUAUGCAUGGGUGGAUGGAUGGAUGGCAGAACUGUAUUUAUGUAACGUCCCGUGAAAAAGGCAAAAAAUAGCCAUAUGCAGGAGAUUUUUAUGUAACACUGGUGAUCUGUGAAGAGAACUCUUCCAUGGAAGCCCUGUCCUAAGUCUGAGUCUAGCAGGAUCAUUGCUAAUGUCAGGGGUUUUGCUGAAAGCACUGAGACUCUGUGCUUCCCCUCUCUGGCUUAGUCUGCCUUACUUUCAUGAUCCUCGGGCAAAUAUAUGCAUACACAAACCAAAUUAUUAGUGGUGGUUUAUUCCAAGUACUUGUAGGGAGUGUUUGAGACAGCGAGAGGGUUUGUGAAGUUCUGCAAGCUGGGAGAGCUGGGAGGUGCUCAGCCAGUGUCCUACCUGAGGGAUACCUUUCAGGAGUCCUCCAGGAAGGAAGACAGGCAUAUUUUGGGUGAAGUGCUUUAGAGUCAUGAGAGGCUGGGAAAAGUAUGCCAGACACAAACUAGCAACUGAAAUUGGUAUUUGAAUACAAACAACAAGUAGUCUUCAGUACUUUAUUUUCAAUAUUUUUCUCAUGUUCUUUUUAUAAAAAUGAAUCACAUAAAAAAUAUUUUCAAAAUUACUAAUAAUUUUUAAUGCCUUCUGAUUUUGAAUUAUUGGAUUUGAAAGCUAUCCUUGAAGGGCUUAAUUUUAUUGGAAAAUACUAGCACAUUUCCUCUCUCCUAGACAAAGUAAUUCAUUCCAAAUGUUCUAAAAUGAGCAUGUAAAAUCACAGGGCAUUACUGAAAAUAUAGCUCAUCAUCUUAAAUGCAAAACUGAAAGCAAAACUGAAAGACAUGUUCUGCUCAUACAGGUUCAGGGUUUUUUUCAUUUUAUCUUAGCUGCUAGGGCACAAAGUUGUAGGGAAAUUUGUAGGGAAGCCCUGAGUAGAUAUGUGCAAUCUUGAUUUACUUAAUUGAGGGGGGAGUUCAUUAAAUCAGAAAGCUUAGUAUGAGCAAGUAAUAAACCCUCCAGGGUCCUUGUACAGAAAUAAUUUGCAGGAUCUGGUUAUUAGUUUGUUUCUGAUCUGAGUGCUUGAUUUUUACAUCUGUUAAAAUGAGUGACAAAAUUCCCACUGACGUAGCUGACAGGAUCAGGCCAUGCUGUGGAGACGUAGCUUUGACAUUUGUAGUGUGAUGGGUUGUAAGUGACUGCUUUGUCUUUUGCAAAUGGUCGUGUUUAUGACUUCAAGGGAAAAAGCAGUUGGGGUAGUGUAUUUUCAUUAGCACUGUGGUUGAGGAGGAACUAAGGUUGUGGAAUAUUACAGGUUUGAAAGGACAGCUGGAGAGAAAUAUGGGUACUACGGGGUAUCAAUAGCUUCCUUUUUUUCCCCUCCUUCUUUCCUUCCUCCUUGCCCUCCUCCACCUGCUUUUUUUUUUUUUUGCCUCUUUCCUUUUUUUUUCCCCUCUUGUAGUGGAAAAAAGUUUCAUACAAUAUACCUGUGUGCAAACCAGGGUAACACACUAGUUUGGGAGGUAUUGCCUAUCAAUAGCAUAUAGGUCAAUGCCUGAGUUUUAUGCAAGAUAUUUAGGGAUGAAUAGUAAGCUUUUAUGGGCCAUGUGAUAAUAGAUGCAAUAUUGAAAGGAGAAAGUCUUAAUAAAUAGUGAAUGGCUUAAGUUUUACUGUUCUCCAAGCGUGCUAUAUACUUUAUGGUACAACAAAAAACUGCACGUUUGCCACCUUGUCAUCUCACAAAUGCUUAUAGCUAGGUAACAGCUGAUUUCGUUUUUUAAAUGCAUCUACUUAAUGUUGAUUUGAGAUAUUCUACAAUUAUUUUUUGAUAUGAAGUACUAGAUAAUUUUCUCCACACCUUUAAUCCAUCUUCAGCGGAACCUAGCCAGGUAUAGAUUUUCAUGGUUAUAAAUCUAGUUUUGCUGUGAAGGGAAGUUGAAAUUCUGCCAUAUAAAAUAUUUGGUUUUCAGAUGUCUAGUUAGAAACAUAGGAGGGCAUCCUAGCACUGCUUUCCAGUUGUGCACACUGAGUUUUACCUUGUUUAUCUCAAAUAUUUUGUAUUGCAUGUUAAUGAAACUUUUACAUACCCUAUUAGUACAAAAUAUAUUUUAAAAAAAAAAAAAAGAGCACCCCAUCAGUCCUAACUAUUCCAUGCAGAUUUCUUCCAGACUUCACAGGUACAAUUUUAGUGGUGGUGGUUGGUAAAUAGAUAUCUUUUUUUUUUCCCCACUUAUUUAUCAUCAGAUUUGGUUUUAUAUGUAUUAGUGACAGAAUGGACUAAGCACAGCUGUAAGUUAUUGUAUUUCUGUAGAAAAUGCAAAACAGUGUAAAAUGGUUUUUGUUAAAUGUUGGCAGUUUUUAAAUAAACUUUUCG